GGCAACCUAUACUGCUAUUGGACCAAGCGGGAAACAAAUCUAUGAGUCGUUGCUAUGGAAAUAAUAAACUUCACCAGAACGCGUUUGUCUCUUCUAAACCCACACCUAACCGAGAAAAUAAGUGUCAGUCAUCCACAAAUAAUUUUCCAGCUGUAAGCAUAAAUGAACUCAAUGUUGAUAAUGAUUUGUCAGACACUCAUGAAUUUUUGGAACUGUAUGACUUUGGAGUAGGCAACACCUUAUUAGACGGAUUGAUCCUUGUUUUCUUUGAUGGGGCAAACAUGGACAAGUCUUACUUUGAAGUUGACCUUACUGGUCAAAG
Anneissia japonica is the source of this 322-nucleotide messenger RNA. RefSeq lists its product as uncharacterized. Lineage: Eukaryota; Metazoa; Echinodermata; Crinoidea; Comatulida; Comatulidae. The annotation marks the transcript as partial. The record is from RefSeq and is a predicted model, not a curated record. The transcript has 2 exons.